Messenger RNA from Tribolium madens (black flour beetle), 1010 nucleotides. RefSeq lists its product as uncharacterized. The transcript has 3 exons. The coding region runs from base 266 to 862 and encodes 198 amino acids. Lineage: Eukaryota; Metazoa; Arthropoda; Insecta; Coleoptera; Tenebrionidae. The record is from RefSeq and is a predicted model, not a curated record.
UUUGACAAGAGAAUAGUUUCGGUUUGUUUUAAAAUACUUGUCGAAAAGAGCAUUUCAAAAUUGCUUAUUAAAAUUAUGUUUUUUAAUACAUACAAUCAAUAUAAAAGUAUGUAAUUUGAAUUUGGCGCUUACGGCUUAAGUAAAAUCACCGCAACCGCGAUCGUGGUUUUGAGGUUCGCAACUUUAAAUUAUCGGUGUGAGAAUAAUACCACACAAAAAUUACUUCGUCUUUUAAGAGGACCGAAAAUAUGUUUGUUUUUUUGUAAUGGAUAAUACAGAAAUUCGAGUACAAAAAUAUUUAGUUAAUUUUUGUAAAGCUUUGCCUCCACAUGUGGAUUCUUGGAGGUCGGUAUUACAGGAUUCUGGCAAGCCGCUCCAAAGCUUGACAAAUUUGUGUGAACAACAGCGCUCAAUUCAAAAAGUUACAUUAUCCAAUUUUGAGGAUUUUAGAGAGGCACAAAAUGUGAUACUACAUCGAAUAACGAUUGGAAUUGAGGAGGAAUUACUUUGCAUUAAAAAAUUAGUGGAAAAAUUAAAUGAAUGUAACAUUGAUUUAAAAAACAAAUUAUUAGUAUUUGAGAGAUCUACAUUGAAUUUAAAUUGGGAGGAAAAUAGUGAGUUGAUAAGAGGAAAUGGAUCUCAACCACCUUUAACAAAGUUAUUACAUUACAGUUUACAGCUCUUGAAUUAUUUUACUACGAAAGCAAAAGACAUUAGUGAUAAAUUCAAGUCGCUAAAUCUAGAAAAUGAAAAAUCGGUUGAACAAUUAAAAAAUUCCUUUGAUGUUGAUAUUGAUCAAAAGAUAGUUAGGAACUUAUUGGCUCUAACACAAUAUGUUGACAAUGAAAAAGAAAUUAUUUGAUGAAGUUUUUUUCAAUGUUAAAUAAACAUUAUUUUGUACUGAUUGCACUUAUACAAUGUAUUUCAAAUGUAUAAAAAAUUAAGAACACCUAGUUUUUAAUAUCAGAAAUAAAUAAAAAAAAAAGAAAUGAAAAGAAAUGUAAGUUGGA